AUGGCAAUACCAUUGCGGCUAACUCCGUUCGGCUUGGAGCAGCGUAGUGCUUACGUACAGCAAGACAGGCAUGACGAGUACUACGAGGAGCUGCUGUCUCCCCGCCACAGCAGGAGUGCAAGGCAAGAUUGUUGUUGCAUCAGUGUCCUGCUUCUGGGCGACCAAAAUGCUGGCAAAAGCGCUUUGCUGUAUUCGCUCGUAGCCUCCAAAGAUCCUAGGUACACUGCACUCACCUCCCUACUGCCCAUUAUUCAGGGAGAAUUUUCGAACAGGAGGGAAAUCCUACCGCGAACGGGUGCUUCUGCCGUUCUUGCCACCGACAAGAGGGGGUUAGGAUCAACAGCGACGGUGCAAGUAGACCCUGACUGCGCACCGACUGUGACAACUGAAAAAGACGAACGGGAACAGCUGCAUCGCAUGCUACCAGAAAACACGGUGACAGAUGAGGUAAACACACACACAGGUACUGUAACGGCAAUGGCAACUGAAGCAGUGGAAGCUUUGGUGAGCAGGUCCCGGGAUGAGCUGCCUUUUCUGGAUUCGGAUGUUGCGCGGUCUGCGGCUUUACUGUCUGCUGAAGACUUUGCCUUCUUCUGCAAUGAGUUCAGCCUUCAGGUGCAGCAGCAACAGCAGCAGCACCAAUUGCACGGCCUCUGGAGGAAGGUGAACGACAACCGCUACGUACUGCUUCACCUUCUGGAGUUCGGGGGUGACCAUCUCGACCGCAUGCACUCAUUCUACAAUCUAGACGGUUCCCGCAACAGCAUGGCUAGCAGUAGCAGCAGCACAAGCAACAGCACCUGCUGUGGGAAAUGUGCCUUCAGCAGUAACUGCAGCAAGUGUGAUCAGGCCGCUGCGGCUGCUCUACUACGCCGAGAACGAGAUUCCGAAAGCCAAGAUGCAGCUUUCAAAGCGCUUUACAACUCGGCGAGAGAAGCAACUGCAGACGAAGCAGCAGGGAGUAACGAGUCCGCAGAUCAAACUCCGGUGACACCAGCAGCGCAAGAUGGGGGAGCCAGUGUUUCAGCAACUCACGCAACUGUUCUGGCGCAGUCUCUCCGCCGCUCCUUCGAGCUGGCUGCUGAGGUCCCGUUGCUUGUUUACUUUGUAAACUGCAGCACGAUGUUUAUUCCUCCUGUAUCGCGCAAUGUGGCAGCUAGUGCUGCUGUCACCGCUAUUGAGCUAAGUUCUCCAGCCUUCCUCAGAUUGCUGCUCCGAUUGCACAGCUGCUGCUCGUUUGUUCAACCCGCAGGAAACAGAAUGAGGCCCAUACAUUUUGCAUGCUCACGUCUCUCCUGUCGGUCAGCUACUUCCGCGGCGACGGAUGAAGUGACGAGCGAUGCAUCAGAUAGAGCCACAGCAGAUAGUGCAACAGGUUGCUGCUGCAGUGGCUUCGAUGAAAGAGAAAGCUUUCGCAAGGCUCUGGAGGCGUUGAAAAGGUUUGUUUGGAUGGCCAGUUCUGCCGCUGGAUCAGAAUCAGGAGCUUCGAGAACAGUUGCAGGAGCUGCUGCUGCUGCUGCUGCUGAAAAGAACAUUGCCUCUGUAAGCAUGUGUCUCGACCAGCCGUUCGAGUCACUCUACUCUCGUUUUCUCUCAGACACCGACAACAGCAGCGACAGCAGCUGCAGCACCGGAACUGGUGGUGACAGGAUCCCCACCAACAUAAGCUGGGCACCAUUUGAGGACUGCUGGGGUGUUUCUGCAUGCGCCCGUUUGAAGGCUGAGGAUGAACGACUGCAACAAUGCGCCUCUGUCGUUUUCUUGGAGAGGUUGCUAAGAUUUGUUUGGAGGGUUUGCUCGCCUUUUCCAUUCUGCAGCAGCCUAACUUUCCGAGGUGUGUCAGCAGUCAGGGUUUUGGAACGAAACAGUCAUUGGCAACAAAAACAACAUCUGUCGCCUCCGCAGGACCACCAGCUCCAACAUGAGGCGUGGGGGCCUGGCUGGCAGUUGUGUGUCGUUUCAAUAAUUUCAUUUCUAGCGCGCGUGUUUUUCCUUCUAGCUGAGGCGGAGGAACUUGCUGAAGCAUGUACGGAAGCAGCGGUGGGCAGCGGGACAGAAGCAAAUGUGCGUGAGCACCAACAGUUAGAUAAAAGAGCCUUGCCAGCCACUGACACAGAGAAUGAGAUAAAUACAGUUCUCGAAAUUGGAGGGUUCAAAAACCAAGAAGACGAAUCAGCCAGCUGGAAGCAGCUGCAGCUGCUACAGCAGAACAAUAUAAUCACAGGUGAAACAGGGCGGCAACUCAUUUCUCUGUUCUCCGCAUGUGCCAAUUUGCACCGCCAGCAGCAGCAUCAGGUCUCCCCAAACGAAGUUUCUGUAGACCUUUGGCUAUCUUACACCGACUGGAGAGACUUCAUUGCUGAUUUUGACCCGGUGGAGCAGCAGAACGCAUCACAAGACCAGCAGAAACAACAGACCCAUAUCACGCUAUCUGCCACAGGGGAGAUCGUGAUUGCCUCUGCAGUGGAAGGAGAUUAUCUGCUGCUACUUCCUGCUGCUGCUGCUGCUGCUGCAUUCAACCCUUUGGCAAGGGAACUGGUUUCCUUGGGCUGCUGUCUUCCGUGUUGUUUCAACGGCGGUCCUUGGGCACCUGUCGCGGUCCAAUUGUAUAUCGAUCUGCCGGGUAUAGGAAACCAGUUGCAUUUGUUACUUCUCCCGGAAGUACUUAAAGAGCACUUCAGCGAUAUUCAGCAAACGCUCCAGGAGGCCCAUUACCCCCCGGUGCCGUUGAGCCGGAAGGAGUUGCUGAGGGAAGGACUAGUUCCAUGUCUUGCUGCUGUACGUUUGCCGUUUCAUCCUGCGGUUUGUGAGCUGGUUAACAGCGUUCUCAGCAGUUGUGCCCGAGAGCCGCUCCCUGCAGAUUUCUGGACGGCAGGAGCUGCUGCCACUGUUGCAGCUGUCACCACAUCGGCGAGUGCACCGGAAGAAGCUGACGCCGAAUAUGGGAGGCUCUCGAAGCUUGCAACGGUACGCAAUACAGCUGGUGCAGCGGUGGAUGCUGCAGGGCGAAACGCACAGGCUCUCUUGCAGCAGAGAUUGCAGCAGGAAUUAUUGCAUUCAGAAAAUACGGGAGAGAAAGUAUUUGGUGAGAAGACCCUCAUAAAUUGUUUGCAGGUGCUGUUGCACCUUUCUGGAGAUGUAGUGCUCCUGCAGCAAAUGGCCGCAGUUGCCAUCUCAGUGAAGGGCUCUGAGCAGCAGAAGGGAUGUUUGGAAAGUCAGGGAGAGAGCGAAACAAAGCAAGAAUGGAAACGCCGUAUAGGGGGUCCGUACUGCUCGCAAAACCAGUUGUUUUGGACAGUAGACCUGCAGCUUCCAGCAGAAGAACCUCCAGAAGCAUCUGUAACGGGAUCAGGAAACGGCGCUCCAGCGGUAAAUGAAUGCUGCGGUGCACAGACAGCCAACUCAGAUGUGUUUACCUGCACACUUCGAUCAAUAAAUAGAGAGCUUACCGAGUUCGGUUUGCUACUGCUGCCCGUGCCCCAAACCAGCCCCAUUUUGCCGCCCGUGUAG
Eimeria mitis is the source of this 3510-nucleotide messenger RNA. RefSeq lists its product as uncharacterized. Bases 1 to 3510 code for a protein of 1169 amino acids. Lineage: Eukaryota; Apicomplexa; Conoidasida; Eucoccidiorida; Eimeriidae. The transcript has a single exon. The record is from RefSeq and is a predicted model, not a curated record.